Molecule: messenger RNA, 966 nt
Organism: Silurus meridionalis
Lineage: Eukaryota; Metazoa; Chordata; Actinopteri; Siluriformes; Siluridae
Product: E3 ubiquitin-protein ligase TRIM32-like
Exons: 1
Coding region: 1-966 (321 amino acids)
Biological process (GO): protein polyubiquitination; proteasome-mediated ubiquitin-dependent protein catabolic process; negative regulation of translation
Molecular function (GO): ubiquitin protein ligase activity; protein binding; translation repressor activity
Source: RefSeq, a predicted model, not a curated record
AUGUCUGAAAUAGAACGAAAAGGAACCAAAGCUGAACAUAAUGGAAACAGAAGCAAAAAAGAACGAAGCAGCUUAGGCCUGUCAAAGGUUUUAGAAGAGGGACGAACACUAAGAGUGGGACUUUUGGUCAAAAAAUUUGGUAAGCAGGGCUCAGGACGCAGUGACUUUACUCUGCCUAGUGGAGUCCAUGCCACACCUCAAGGUCAGCUGUUUGUAGUUGACUGUGGAAAUGUCCGUGUGCAAGUAACAGACCUACAGAAAAACAUUGUGCAGCAAGUGACUCUACCAGCAGUGGACUCAAGCUCUCGGCACUGUCGCAAUUUUUUUGAUGUUGCUGCUAACUCCAAGGGCUUGAUAGCCCUGACAUGUGCUGCUGAACGUGCAGUGCUGGUCUUUAAUCGCCAUGGUCGACUUUUGCAGACCUUUGGGGGCUCCGGUACACAGCAAGACUUUGAGGCUCCAAGAGGUGUCACCGUAACAAGGCUGGAUGAGUUUCUAGUUGCCGAUAUUCGACGAGGCACUUUGACAACUCUCAAACUUGACCCAAAAACAGGAACCAAGAUAGAGCGCACUGUAGUCACAGGUUUUCACAGGCCCUAUCUUGUGGCAUCAUGUCUCACUACAGGCCUCAUGGCUGUCUCUGAGAGGGGCAAUGAAACUGGACGUGCAGCUUGUAUAAGGGUGCUGGAACCUGGUUGGAACACCAUUCGCACCGUGGGCGUAUGCUCUGGCAUGGGACCUGUGCUUACCAGCCCUUGGGGUAUAUGCAUUGAUGGAGAUGGAAAUGUUCUUGUGGCAGACUGGGGCAAGCAGCAUCGUGUGUUGCUGUACCCUGCAGUUGGUGUGGGUCGGGAUAUUGUUAGCCAAGGCCUUAGCAGCCCUAGAGGCCUUGCUUUGCUGCCUGAAGGUCACCUUGUGGUCUCAGAUAGCAUGAACCACUGCAUUAAGAUUUACCGCUACAAGUAA